Pomacea canaliculata is the source of this 12995-nucleotide messenger RNA. Its product is annotated as C-Maf-inducing protein-like. Bases 2104 to 4128 code for a protein of 674 amino acids. Lineage: Eukaryota; Metazoa; Mollusca; Gastropoda; Architaenioglossa; Ampullariidae. The record is from RefSeq and is a predicted model, not a curated record. The transcript is spliced from 19 exons.
CUGCUAAUGUGACAAGGUAGACAUUCUUUAUCGGGUAGAUAUAAAAUUUUUAGUCAUCUGACCACACUAAUAUAUGUGAACAGAUACUUGUCACAGAAGCUUGACAAAAUUAUAGAAGAUAAUCAUGUAUGACAGAAAAGUGAAACAAAAAAGUCUAAGAAUCAGAAUUCAGUUCCUCUGAAAAUACAAGCAGCCAGACUUUGUCAUACAACUUUAUUGUUUUGAGCGAGAAAUUCAUGUAUAAAUUUUGCAGCCAGCAUUUACAAGAAAAAAAAGUGAAAAAUGAGAAUGCACAGUAUAAAAAGGGGAUGUUUAUCUCAUUUACUACUUAAAACAUUUAACAAUGACAUGCUUACAAAAACACAUCAUCAUAAAUUCAUUGCCCACACUCACUCCAACAAAUCUGUUCACACCUGAACUCUCUCUCACACACACAGCCUAGCCAAGUUCUGUAGUUACAAAGGAGUAAAAUACUUCGCAUCCCUGCUUAUAUCUGAACUAUUACAUAGCUUUUUUAACUGAUAAAAAAAAAAAUGAAGUAAUCUGGCGUUAAAGUAUAUCAGAUGCAUCAUUUUCACUGCACUCUUCCUGAUUUUUAUCUCUCCUGCUAUCGCUUUGACCUUGUCCACUCUUGGCUCCGCUGCUAACGCCCACACUUAAGGCCAGCUUGCCCACUUUCAACUCACCUGUCGCAUCUCGCCAACGCGCUACGUUAACGGAUCACCGACCUGAUGUUCCACCUGCGUGUCUUUGUCUUCUGGCACACACGCCUACUAGUUUUCCUGAACUCUGCUUGUCUGACUUCCUUAGCAUCGACAUGAAAUAAAGAGCGCAAAAAUGGCUGAGCUAAGGGCAAUGGCAUCCAACCUUUUCUUGUCCAAGGGCCGCACUGGACAUGAUAAAAAAUCUUGCGGGCAAGAACAUAGCGGCUUUGCUAGAAUCGUGACACUAAAAGGAAAUCAUGUUGUGUGGUUAAAAUGAGCGGGCCGGAUGAGGCACCUUCGCGAGCAGUAGGUUGGACACCCCUGGCUUCAGGAAAGGGACAUUCAGCAAAAUUCAUCGAACAUCUGAAAACUAUACUCGCGAAAUGACAAUAUGAAAAACCCCAAAUCUACUCGCAAACCUAGUUACUGACACUGAUGUUGACAGGAUAAAGUUCCAAUCUACCGUUUUCCCGACUUGAAAAUACAACCGGGCUCAUAAAUCUGUCGGCGUAUUACACACUGGGCGUAUUUCAAGUGGUUGAACAAAUUUUAACAAUGUUAAAUAUAUCGCCACUUCUACGUCGGUGGCUGCUUGUUGCUUUUUGUUUUUAUUCCCCUUACUCUUGAGAUGACGCAGGUUAUCUCAUUCACUUCGUCCUCGCAGUUUGCAGCCGUGACAACAUUCCCCGACUCUGACUAAAAAUAAAACUUUGAAAUGGUCUGCGUUUGAUGCGAGCGUCUAUAAACUGCACGCCGCCACUAGCGUUCAGAGCUCUGAAUAUAGACACCACACCACGCUCCGCCUACAGACGCUUUGCUGUGAUGAAAUGAGAGAAAGACGUAAGCUACAAGGUUGAAUGGACUCAUCGGAUAACAUCGAGACGAUGUAACCAUCGACGUGUAUAAAAAUACAAGUUGGUGAUCAACAACAUCAAGAAGCAGACGUGAGGACGUCAGGAGACAAACUGUAACAAGUCUCAAAGGUGUACUAGUAAACGCUGCCUCGGCUAUGAUAUAAUUAAGUUAUCUUAUUACAAAUUCUUCUCAAUGAGUUAUUUGUUAUGAAAGUCAUGAAGGGAUUGCCAAUCCGAGACUUUGAUGUGAGAAUUUCACUUACAGUUUCCUGGCGGCUGAACGUCAUUAUCUGUCACGUGACACUGUGCGCCGGAAAUUUGUGUCAAAAUGGAGCUGAGCGAACCAUGGAGACGUUUUCCCUCUAGCAGCUCCAGUCUUGACUGUUGAUGCGCGCUUUGUACCUUAAAUACAUGCUUUAUUGGAAGCUAGUUAGACUUGAGGGAAUCUGGAUAGCAUUUACAUGCGUUUAGUUAGAGUAUCGUGUAGGAUUUUACACGUUUAAGGUGGGUCUUGUACUGAAGAUCGACAUCGGCUCUGUGUGAAAAUGGCGACAAUCCCUGAUGCUUGUUUGAACACUUCUUCGACUGAUGUUGCUACGUCUCCAGGAACUCCUCAUCGAGUGUACACACCUCCUACGUCUCCAAAGCUUGUAGCUAUCGGACCGAGACAUAAACUUAUUACUGAAGGAGACAUUCAAGUGUGUAGAUUAAAUCACACGCGGACCAUCGUCAGUAAGAUCGUGAAUUCCAAGUACUUGAGAAGAUGGGAGAGUCACAAAAUAGUACUGGAUCACAGCGAAAUUCGUUCAACUACGCCAGUAGGAUUCAUGGAGUCAGCAGUGCCAUAUUCCAGCAUAGAAGAUGUACAUAUAGUGUCACGAUGGGAUGCAGGCCAGAAGUUUUGCAUCCGAAUAACAAUCCAGGAUGGAUCUUUGCUUUUACAGGCCAACAAUGCUUAUUUGCGGGACCAGUGGAUGUACUCAAUUCAGUGGAAAAAACACAUGUACCGCUAUGAGAAGCUGUUGAAAAGUGCUCGCAGACCAGAGGUUUUGGUGAAAGAGAUGAAGAACAUGAUUGAUGUGUCUUUGACAACACCUAUACAAGAUGCAUCAGUCUACCAGUUUCCACUGGAUUUAGUGUCAGAGCUUCUACAACAGCAAAAUGCAGAGAUCAUCUCUAAAGAUGCUCAUGAAAGUAUAAUUGUUGCCCUAACUCCCCUGUUGGAAAAUAACCACCCCACACAGGAAAUCUGUGACUUCUUCAGCAAGCAUUGCAAGAACAGUCCACGCUCCAGCAUUGUCAUAGAAUUAUUUACACCAGUUGUACAGCGCAUACUGAAACACAAUAUGGACUUUGGCAAGUACCCUAGGAUGCGGUCCUUUGUUCAAGAGUACUUGCAGGCACUCAACUGUCAGAAUGAUGGCUUGAAGGUGGUGCAGAACUUCAUCAGGAACAUGCAUGGUCCAGCCAGCAGUUGUCCUCAUCCACGGGUUUUGCCCAACCUGGUAGCAGUGUGCUUGGCUGCAGUCUACAACCUCUAUGAAGACAAGAAGAAUGCUAUGCAAGACAACAUGGACUUACUGCAGUUUGACCCCAUCGACUGGGAAAGCAAGCUCCUUUGCUAUGUUUCCAUGAUGGAGACAAUGUCUGAAUACACAGACUGGAGAAGCACACUAGGCAGUCUUUUGCAGCCAAUACCCUUUCCAGACGAUGCGAUUGCUGAUUCGCUGUUCACGUCGAGCAUGAAGCAGACAAUACUGCGUGUGGCAGGGGACAGGGUAUGUGAAGUUCACCAGAUGGUACUUGGAAUACGGGAGGGUAAGGAGGGCUGGUUCCACCUCUACUGUCCCGGAGGCAUUGCCUGCGAUGAUGAUGGUCAGCUGUGGGGGGUCAUGCUUGAAACACUGAUUGGCUGUUGCUGCCGCCGCAAGAAGUUCCUUCAAGGCAUGACCAAGAUGAUUGGCCCAGUCAUGCUUUUGGCUUUGCGGGACAAUGUAGCUGCCAUGGAGACGUUAUGUGCUAUGUUGGAGAUGGAAGUGAUUGAUAAUCAAGACCUAAAGAUGCAAAUGAUAACCACGCUACAGUCAACCUGUGAGGGCAAGCGUAUGUAUACGGACCUCUGUAAUCGUCAGAUCGCUUUACGGGAGUUGAAAGGUGGCCCUAAAAAACUGACGCUCCCUUCCAAAUCCACAGACAACGACUUGGCAAAAAUGCUUAGUUCUGGUUCUUUUGGCAACCUUGAGUGCCUGAGUCUGGCCUUUACCCAGGUGACUUCAGCCUGUGCACAUGAGCUCAUUAAACUACCUUCACUUCGCUAUCUGAACUUGUGGUCCACCCAGUUUGGUGACACAGGACUGCAGCUUAUCUCUGAGCACCUGCAGAAACUACAGGUGUUGAACCUCUGUGAGACACCUGUCACAGAUAAAGGUCUUAUCAGUCUUUCAGGCCUGAAACACCUGCGGAAGCUAAACCUCAACAGUACAAGCCUCUCUGCCCUCACCUUUGAAGGGCUCAAGGAGAAGCUGCCAGCUCUGCAGGAAUGUGAUGUACGCUACACAGAUGCCUGGUGACCCUGUCUGCUCAGCACAGCCUUGACCCUUUACCCUGCCAGGGGGCAAGGGUCAUCUGCCAUAGAAGCCUUGAAUGUGCCUGAGAGAGGCCAGCUCUGUGGGGAAGGUGGGAGGGAUCAUCUGCCUCUCUUCUCUCCACCCACAUGUUUUAUUCAGCAGGUGGGAAAAACCUGUUCCUCUUGCACCAUAGCCUGUCACGAGUUGGUCUUCUGAACUGGAUGGCUGGGAGAAUGUUUUAUACUUGGAUACCGUCACCUGGGAGGACUUUUCUCUUGGUAGCUAAUACCGUAUUUGUCUCUGUGGUUUCAGGCCUUUUUAGUUGGUCAAGUCACAUGGUCUGUCAUCUUGUGUAUGGCUGUAGGUGUAGGUUUAUUCUCCUGCAUGCAUGGACCACUUUCCAGUAGCUAUAUGAAGCGACAAGCUUUUGGUGAACUGGGCGGCCACAUGUACAUGGUGUGUUGUUUAUGCCAACAAGCAACUGAGCAAAGAUACACUCUUCUUAUUCCCAGUGAGAUUAUUUUUUGAAAUUGAUGUACAGUUGUCAUUGGUCUGUCGUCAUUUGGUUGCCAUCAGUGUCAUUGAAUACUGAUGCAUCAGCAGUGUCACUGAAUACUUACACAUUAGCAUGGGAAUCAAAGCCACUUUGUUUGGCCUCUGAAUGCUGCAGAGGAAGACUGUAGGUAAAAGAUAGAGCAGAAAGGAGCACAGCAUUGCAAGAAGACAUUAGCUGCUGCUUAAAAAAAGUGAAAGAAGUAUCAUACAAUAUAAAAGUAGGAGUAUAAAAUGCUUUGAAAUGAAGUCAUGAAUGUUUAUGGACACCGUCUGAAAAGAAAUUAAGUCUGGUUUUAGGGCUUCAUACUUGCUACAUAUACAUGAGAGGUGUAUGUGAUGUUUGGUUGUAAGACCUGUUAGAUUUACAUAAUUGAAGUUUGGGUUUUCACAGUUGCUGCAUCCUUAAUAGUUCUUUGAGCAUCAAGCUGCGGAACUCAGACACUGAUGACGUUAUUCUGAUAGGUGACAGAAACAACACAGUAAUGACGCAUGUGGCAGUCUGUGAUGGGAUGCAGCCCUGCUGGCUGCCAUGCCCUCUCUGUCAGUGCUUGAUGGUGAUGUAGUACUUCAUUUGAGGAAGUCAUUAUCAUGUGAGUGGAAGACUGUGAAGUAAGGAUGACAGGUGACACAGCUUUUCCACCAAAUACCCACCUGGGUAGCAGGGUACAACAACCAAAGAAAGUCUACUACAAUAUGUUGUCAGGUGUGAAGUUCCAUUUCAUGACUACUGGGAGAUCUGUCUGCACUUUGUGAAGUGCACUUAAACAUUUUUUACUGCUUUGCAUCCUGGCCCACCUAAAGUCUUGCCUUGCACUUACCUCAAAAGGGAUAAAGGUCAUUAAAUAGCUGGUUAGUCACAAAUGACAGCAGAACACUUUGUGUUGCACUUAUAGUGGAGUAGUGUCAGGGCUUCUUGAGACCUCACAGGCCUGAUAUGCUGAAUAGGAAAGCAGACGUUGCUUGGGGGUUUUUUUUGGGUUUUUUUUUAAGCAUAAAUACAAAAAGAGAGGGCUGCACAGGGCAAGAUUUGUAACAUUGGUCACACAGUACCAAGGCUUGGUGUGCUGCUGGUUAGCAUGCAAGUGAAGACAAAAUGGAAUAUUUUCUUGUUCAGAAUAAAUCUCAUGAUUUUGUUUAGUAAUGCAAAUAAAGAGAAACAGGCCACCAAAGAGCAAGAUAGUGACACCUACUUUCAUGUAACAUGGUCUAGUGUGUUAUCCACAGAAGCAGACUGGAAGGUGGAAGGACCUUUUUGUUUGUGUAGGUAGAGUGGUGAUGGAUUUUUGUUUUGCUUCUUUUGUAUAAAAUAUAUAUAUUUAUUAUAUGUGCGCACUUUCUUGUGCUUGUUUUUUGUACUGCCUUGUGAUGCGCAUACACCUGCACAUAGGCACACACAGUGAAAGACUUACUUCAUUAUAGUGCAAUCAAAUUUGUCACAUUUCUGAUUUCGUGUCAUCACGAGAGACUGGAGGGGCAGAUAUCUUGGAGAGUCAGGCUCAGUAAUAUUGAGAACCAGCAGGUCUCAUGUUUGAGCUGUAGGGCAGAGUGCAACACAUGUCAGCAGCAUCUGCCUAAGUGGUUGUGGAGGAAAGUAUGCACUGAAGCAGGAGCAAUGCCUGGCCAUGUUUGUUGGGAGCAUUUAUGGACGCCAGUGGCCCAACACUACCAUCCCUGUAUCAGUGCUUGUGCAUCAUGUGGUUUAGUAUGGCAGACUCAGCAUUCUGCUUUGUGUGACCAUUAGACAGCAUGUUUGCUGUGCAUCCAUACCUAGCCUCUUGUCACCUGUCCACCUCUUGACCAGGAGUGGCUAGCUCCUCUGCAGUGCAUCAUCAUAGAAGGUACGCUCACAUACGAACUGGGGCAUUGUGCUAUGUGUCAAAAGAGUGUGCAUCAUAAAUACUGACAUUUCAGAAAAAUCCUGAGACUGAUGUUGCUACUGUGGCUGUGUAGUCAGGAUGGCAAGUGCUGCAAUAUAGUCUUGACAGCCAUUAUGGGUGUCACCCCAUUUGCAAGGACAGAGUGUCUACCAUAGCUUGGAAUCGGUGUACAACACUUGGCAGGAGAUACAGGCUGUGGCCUCAGUGCAAUGUGGAGUUUAGUCACAAACCACAAAGAUUUGUGGGAGUUCAACACAUUUUCACAAUGUGUGAAUGUGCCUGUACUAUUGCCAGCACGUGGGGGCAGCGCUGUGCAAAGAGACAGCUGAUUUCUUUAUUUGUCAACACUGCAUCAUGCACUUCUUUAUUUUUGUUACUUUUUUUAAGGUGCUUUGUAUUUGAUGUUCUCCACUGGUUGAGUGAGUUGAUGACAAGAGUUUGUCUUGUAUGCACAGUUUGAGAGAGAAAGAUGCAACCCUGUACAUUUCAUAGUCAGAUCAAUCAUUGCUAAGUCAUAUUGCAGCAGACCAGACAGUGCUAUUUCAGAUAACACUAACAUUGCUGGUUAGCUUAAGUUAUGCCCAACUUAAUGUCAGUGCUAACUUAAUUUACACAAGACCAAAUGUUACUAGUUAACAAAGACGACACCAGACUUAUUAAUGCUGGACUCCAGCUGGCUUGUUCACAUUAUGCCAGACCGCAGUGUUCAUUUCCUUACAUCUUUGUAAGUAUAUCUUUGCCUAUAUCUUCAUCACUGAAUGUGUUUAUGUACACAAACUGUUUGCAUUUCCACAUGUUUGCUUUUCAUGAUGUCUGAUUCCCUUUUUCUCAGUCAGUCCUACUGUAAGCAUCAGAGUUGGUACAUAAGCCCUUUCUGUGCCAGUUUUUUCCUGUUGACCUAAGUGUCUCUGUGUUACCUUGAUUUAUUUCUUUCUCCUGAUGUCUGCAUUUCUGUUUGUAAUAAAGAAGGUGCUUUGGUGCAUAGCUAUCCAUGAUUACCUGUCCUUAGAGUGGCACUGUUACUGUCAGUGAGAGGCUUGCUUUCUACCACUGUUUGCCUACAAUUAGCAUUGUUUCUUUUAAAUAAUACAGCCGCUCUCUCUUGCUUGGACAAAAUUUCUUUUAUUUUUGUUCUUUGGGUGUCAGCCUUUUGAAGCAGUAUUUUUCUACAGCCAUGAAUCUGUUUAGCAUUUAAUACCAGUCAGUGCCAGGUCUUAAGGUAUAAAUCACACCAUCAUCAGCAUGCAUCAUGCCUUUUACCACUACAGUCUCUUGCUGCAGUCACAACACUAGGAGCAAACAUUCUCCAUUUCUACCACAACAGUCAGGACACUAGUGACAAGCAUCUCUGUUUCUACCACUGCAGUCAGAACAUUAGGGGCACACAUCUCCCACAUCUACCGUAAGAGAAAAAUUUACCAGGUGGAGUCAGAAGAUAAAUGACUUGGGGGACCAGAAGGUCAUGUUAGACAUUGAAAUGAAAGCAAAUAUUUAGUCAUUGCUUAUUUAGAUGUCAUUGACUCAAUUUUACAUGUAUAAAUGCAUGGCAUUAAUAUUUAAUGCUGUUUAUUGACAUCAAGGAUCAAGAACAUGAUAGUAUUAACACAUGUAUAUUGAUGGGGAAUUUUUUUUUCCUAAAAGUUGAUUAAAAAACCCUAAUAAUUGUAUUAUAUAACCCCUUGCAGAAGACUGAAUGACUACCAUUUACUGACAGAUGAGGUGAAAUGUGUUCCGGUUGUAUCACUGGAUCUCGUAGCUUUGGUUCUUGAUCAGUUGUAUCUUUGGCAAGUUUCAGUUUUGGUCCAAUGUAUUGGAAGUGCUGUUUUGACGCUUAUUGAACCUAGAGGGCGUGAGCUAAGUGUUUAGGCCUGUAGACUUUUAAGUUGAUGAGUGCAGGUAAACUGGACUGGAUAUUGAUUGUCAGAGAUGGUAUGUAUGUGUAAUUGUGUGUGUAUGUUCAUGCAUGUGCAUGUGUGCAUUUACAAACACAUGUAUAUAAUUUUAAGCUUUUUUUCCAAAUUGCUAUCACUUGUAUAUUGUUUAUUCACUUGACAUUACCGUGUUUGUAAUACAGUAUCUACUUCGUUUGUGAUUCUGUUUAUUUGCAAUAUAUCUUCUAUAUGCUGUGAUCGUCCAUUGAUGCCAAUAUUUUAGAAAAUGCCACCAUAAAAUAGUUCUUAAAAUGAUUUGGUGAAAUCUGUGGUCUUGCAUUUGUAAGGGGUUUUAUUUUUGUUUUUUGUUUUUUGGGAGGGUAGGGGUUAGUGGUGUGCCUGUCAUUUCAUUGCGUCUUAGCAUUUGGUUAUGUCAGCAACAAAAAAAAAGUACAGUUUCUUAAGCUUCACUUUGGAUGUUGUAAAUGGUUCUUUUUUUUUUUUUUUUUUUAUUGUCAUAGCUGCGUGGACCACUCAGAUUGCAGAUCUAUUUUCCUUGAAGCCAGUGAUGAUGUCACUGUCCUGGUUGUGCCACCCAGACAUUUGUGUGUUGCACUUGAAUGAAUACUUGUCUUCAUCUUGGAUUUAUCCACAAAAAGAUUUUUCUUUUUCUUGACUUUAGUGUAUGAUGUCUCUGUGCUAAUCUUCUGGCUACUUGAAUGUAGUAGUCACUUGGACUUGGUCUUACAUUGGUCCAUCUGAACCUUGGCUGUGUAUGUGUCUUGUCCCAGCAGAGAGAGAGUGUGUGUGUGUGCCGUCUAUAUGUCUAGUUUCCUCUUAGGAAAUCCCAUCAUACCAUCCCCCCAAUACCCCAUCUUCAACCAAGCAUUGUGUUUAUAAUCGCUCAUUAUAUGAACCCUACCCAUGUGUUUGAGGCCAGCAACCAAGGUCAUGCAGUGUGUAACAUUGUCUUUUGUGUGUAGCCUGGUGUCCAGUGAUUGCAGUCACUCAGCACAAUGUGCUGAUAGACCACAUCAAAGUUAAAUGUUGGUGUGCGAUGGUCAUGAUAUUUAUUUCAGUCCUUUGCUGGACUGGCAGAAUGAAUGAAAGUUAAUUAUUGUUUAAGGGUUUUGUUAACAACACACUGCUUUAUAACAAUAUUUGAUGUUAUAGAAUAGGUAACUUUGCCAGCAUGUUCACCAGCCUGAAAACCGAUGAAGCGAAUUUUCAGUAACUUGAAAUUGCUACAGUUAUUUGUGAUUUGUGUGUCCCUGUAAACUGGUUUAGCUUAUAGUGUGAUUGUGUUGUCAGGUGAGCACAGCGAUCAAGACAGCUGUUCCUUCAUCUUGAUGUGUGUUUGUCUUGCAGACUGUCUAUAGUUCUUCACUGUUGUGCAACCAUCAUUGUUUAGCCUUCAUGCCUCUAAAGUCUUUUGAUGAUAAAAACCAAACAAUGACAGUAGUUAGAUGUUUAAAGAAAGCUCAGUAAUCGAUGACCAUUCUAGUCCAUUUUUUUUACUGCAGUCUGCACAAAGUUGACAGCUGAGGUAGGUGUAAUAGCUGCAAGAGUCACCAGUGAAUCAAAAUUGUAAUGUUGGAGACCUUGUAUUGUACUAAAGCAGUCUAACUCCAUGUAACAUCACUCGCUAUCACCAUGUCUAAAACAACUUGUCUAGAAAUGAAUGCAGACUGUUAUUAAAAAGGUUUUCACAGUUCCCAGCAUGUCUGCAUUUCAUAAAAACCUGCCUACAGUGUUUGUGUGAACAUGCAAGCUGUCAGUUUGGCUACAGUAUCUCUGUUGAUAAUCUGGAUAAUACAUGAUUCAGUCUUAGAACUAAGGAAGGCUCUUGGUCCACUAAAAGGUAUUUGCUUUAACUUCCUGACAGAUAUAUCGCAUCAAAGGUUUGUAUUGUGAAGGCUCUUGUCGUGUACUUGCCUUUCUCUCAAAGCAUAUCUAAACUUUUUUUUUAUUUUCUUUAUUACUCUGUCUUUUAUACAUUUCAUUACUUCUCUAUUGCAAUCGUCAUCUUUAUGGUGGAAAUCCCAAAGUAGCUCAUUUAUUUCCAAGACAUCUCCAGCGUAGCAGAUCUCCAUACGUGUUUCUUGGUUGUUAUCAGUCACUUGUAAUGGGAUUUGUUUUACUUUCAUCUGUGUCCUUGCUGUAAGAAAAAGGUGUCUGCACUUGUGUGUACACAGGUGGCUUCUCCCUUGUGAAGGACUAGAUUCUGUUUGGCACGGGGUUUUUUAUCCCCCCUCCCCACCUCAGUAGGACUUUUCAGGUCAGACUUAGCUCAAUUUGUACGGAUGCAUGGCUAGAUGACAUUGGGGUUUUUUUCGUGGUAAAAUCAAAGCCCUGAUAAGUUUCUACACGUCUCAGAUACCAUACACUCACUGCUUGGGCCAUAAUUAAGACCCUAGAAGUCCAUCUUUUCCAGGAUUUACUGUACCUCCAUUCAAUAUUUACAGCUCUAACAAUCUGCAACCAUAGAGAAGACAGGAACCUCAACAUUGUCAGUCACCCUCCUAGGUCCAUACGUAUGCAACUGCAGAAAUCUACUUUGCUACUGGUUCCCAGCUAACCCUGGAGUAAGACCACCUUAGUGUUGUGUUUAUGGCUCAUGGUCAUCAUCCAGUGCAUGUGUUCUAGUUCUUGCAUUGCAUAUCUUGGUUGUACUCAUUGUCUUGAGAACAUCCUGUUUCUCAUUUACCAUUUUUGUUGAGCUCUUAUUUUGGUGAAGAAAUGUAUUUCUUAAGUGGAUUUAGCAUCAUGAUGCUGCUACACUAAAGACUUUCUUGGGAAAAGCAAGAAUAUUUCACAAACAAGCAACAGAGGAGGGGUCUAAUAAGAAUACUUGAUCAUGGAUCUCCUGCUAUAGUUCUGCUCAGCUAAAAUAUCUCUUCCUAAUGUCUGGCAGUGUGGAAGUUGGUAAGGGGUAGGGUGAGUAUAAAAGAACCAGAAACUUUAUGACCUGAUAGAUUUGGUUAGAUGAGAAAGCACAAAUUUCAUCGUGAAGCCAGCAUGUGUGAUCCUUAUCUCACAGCUUGUCAGGAACUUGAGAUCAGCUGACUAGUGGAAUAAUGCUUUUCUGACGAGAGGGACUAACAGCCCUAGUUAACUGACUAGCAGUUGUUAUGCAAAGCAAGCACCAGACCUACUGGAGUAAGAUGGAUACCUUGGUGUACCAGGUCAUCAGUGUCUUGAACAUCUUUACCCUGUAAGUUUUCCUUACUGCCAUUCAGCCAUGUUCUUUUUGAGAGAGGUACUUCAUUUUUGUUGGUUUUGCUACUGCCAAAAGUUUUGCAUUUUUGUAGCAAGCCCUGAGGCACUUAGUUAUUUAGCAUGGCCAGCCAGAGGCAUCUUUGCUGUGGUUCUCAGGUUUGAUGACGAAGUGAGUGUAACUCAUUCCCCAAGGAAGUCAAGGGCAAACUUCUUGCCUCCAUAUUCUCAUGCAGUGUCCAGGCUCUAUAUUGCUUUUCCCUGGGGCCAUUGUUAUAAAGCAAAAAGAUGCCCUGGAGUGAAGGAACAUAAAACGAUAUCUGAACAUCCCUUCAUAAUUAGGAAGACAGAAAACUUGCCCUUAAUAUCCCAAGUUUUGCACCCCAUGCAGUGAUCUAUCUCUUUACAACUACUGCCAUUGGAGAUUACUUGUUGAAUGACAAAAUAGACACAAAUUUGAUAAACAUCACACAGAAAUCCAUGAUUUUCUCUCAUUGUUUAUUUCAAGACAGGUGAUGAACACCUUGUACACUAGAAAUGUAGGAAACAUUGUUCUUGUGAGCUGAGCCUUUAAAGACAGAGGCAUUACUUAGAAGUCACCUGCCCAUCCCCUCCAAAUUUAUGUCAUCUUGGCUAAGGUCGCUACUGGUGUCUGCAGACCCCACCAUUGAGCCCCACAGACAGAUGAUUUGUUUUCGUGUAUGUCACUGUGAAGCCAGCAAGGAAUGCAUAAUAGCAUGUUCACAACUUGUGGCAGAGCAGGGCAUGGCGGGCUGGUGUGGUUCACUGGUACCAGUUCUAGCCAGGGGCUUACUACUGUUCUUCUGGAGAUGAUUCUUAAGACCUUUCAUAAACAUUACUAUUUGGGUGUGUUUUUGUUCUCCACAUUUUAUGCACUAGUCAACUUUCUUAUGUUGACAAACAAAAUCAAAGACACAUUGAGUUUUUUUUUCAAUGAUUUUUUUUUUUUGUGCUCUCAAACCAAAAGGGCUUCAACCUGUCAUCAGGUUUUGUGCAUCUACUCACAUUGACCUAGACUGCCUACAAACAUUUCAAUAUUGUUGAGAUAAAUCCUUUCAGAUGCACAUGCUGACCUGAUGGUAAAGAAAGUCAAUUAACAAUAAGCAGUUAUGUGUGAGACCCAGGUGGCUUUGGAAAGGUUGGCUCCCUUUUGAUUUGAAGAAAUAAGUGUCGACAGUUUACUUAUUCUGUGCUGACAUUGUCCAGUCUGCCUGGAGCAGACACUUGUUGUUAUGUAUUGUCCAGUCUUUUGUCUUGUGGAGAUUGGCACUUCCUGAUUUUACUGGCUCUUAACAACUUGAUAGCCAAUAAAGGUAAAAGUUGAUGUUCA